AAGAGAAGAGCAGAGCUUUACCAGCACAGCCCAGUAUGGCUUAUACAGGCAGAGAAAGGAGAUAAAUCCAUAGCUAUCAAAGUCCAUGUUCAGCAGACACCUCCUUCAGUUAAGAGGUGACCUCAGUGGGAGUUCCCCCCAUGGUGAUUAUGUUAAAUCCGUUAUACACUCACCUGGACGUCAGCUGUGUAAUAAGAUGGGCAAAGCUUAGGUGUAUUGACCUGAGAAGCUGCAGCCUCCUUGUCAUCUCUUCAAUCUACCUGGACCUACUUGGUCUCACUUUUGUGGCCUCCCUGGACCCCUCCAGUGUCAAGACUUCAGCCUCCUUGGAACUCUUUAAAAUCCCCUUUUCAGAUCCUUUGGAUUUAUCCAGUCUGAGCAGUUUGUCCUCUGUGGACUCCUCCAGUCUCACUUCUUCAUCUUCUCUGGACCUUUCAAGUCUCACACCUUCAGCCCCUUCAGACUUCUCCAGUACCUCCUCAGAGCUCUCCAGUCCCACCUAUUCAGACUCCUGGGAGCGCUCCAGCUUCACCUCUUCAAUUUCACUGGACCUAUCAAGUGUCACUUCAUCAAGCUCUCUGGAUCUCUCUGGCGACAGUUCUUCAAUCUCCUUGGAUCUCUCAAGUCUCACCUCUAUACCCUCCCCAGAUUUCUCCAGUCCUACUUCUUCACCCUCUCUAGACCUUUCUAGUCUCACUUCUUCAUCCUCUCUAGAUGUUUCCAGUCACACUUCCUCAGCUUCCUUGGUCUUUUCCUGUACAGUCCCUCCAUCCACACUAGGUGUCUCAGACCACACCUCCUCAACCUCUUCAGAAUCACUAGAUUUUACUGAUUUUUUCAUGUUUCAGGGCUCCUCUAAAUUAUCCUUAUCGACCUCUGAGGAUGUUUCUAAUCUCAUCUCUACACCCUUUCUGGAUGUCUCCAAUCUCACCUUUCAGGAUGCUUCUUUCCUCACUUCCUCAGUUGCUUUGGACAGUUCUAAUCUCACAUUUUGAGUUCCCCCAGACCUAUCCACUCUCACAUUUCUGGAUGUUGCUAAUUGCAACACUUCAGCUUCUCUUUACCUCCGCAUCUAACCCUCAACACAUCCCUCCUUUUCUCUACUACCCCUCUAUAUCUUUCUAAACUUUCCUCCUUUAUAUGCUCUUUCCUAAAUCCUCUUUCUGAAUGUUCUUAUCUGAGGAAAGUCUAGGGCUUUACAAAUAUAUCCCGGCAUCUAAACAAAACUGGGCAUCAAAACAGGUUGCACAAAUCUAUAAUGGUGCCUUGUUUACAGCUGCCUAAAGAUCAAUAUAUAUUCUGGAAUUUUUGUAGAGCACAAUUUCUGUCACUAAUCUAAUUUCCAUUCUGUCUCAGUGUGGUACCUCUCCCAAAAGUUUAAUUUUCCUAAUUAAUGCUGAAUUUUUAUCUAUCAAGAUCAACAAAUACUAAAUAAGAGCUAAACAUGCAAAUAAUUGUGUAUCUCCAUUAUGGAUUUAAAUCUGAGUGCAUUGCACAGAAUUGCAGGCAGAGGCACUUCAUGUGGAGGUACAGAGAGAAAACUGGGGAAAAAAUAGCAGUUGGGAGACAGGGGUAGGGAGAGGAAUCAGAGAAGGUGUGGGGCAGGAAUAGAAGGAUAGAGGGACACAUAGCUGGAAGAAAUAUGUCCAACUUUGCUAGCAUGACUUUUUUUCUACCAAGCCAUAUUUGUGUCCUGGGCUACCCAUGAGGCUUAAAAUAAUCAUCUUGAUAACUAUGUUACCUAUCAAAUCAUCAGAAGAUACUAUUAAAACAGCAUUUGUAUGUUAUAUCCCCUUUAUCAAUAUAUGUAAGUAGUGCAGUUGUGUUGCAUCAAAUAUGUUCUAUAAGUAGCAGAGAGAGGCUUCCUUAAAUCUUUGGUGCUUUCUUGUAUCUUUCUGAUAUCAUUGGUGUAGUUGGGUUUUAGAAAACAGGUAUGUUUUGUUUCAAUAUCAUACCACUGGUACCCUUUCUGUGUUAAAAGCACUGUCAUCAUAAACAAGCAUUUUUUAACUGAUUUAAUUUCUGCAAGUUGGAAAGCUUUGCUCUAAUAUGCCAUGUCUGUCCCAAAAUUAGGAUAAAAAGGGCUCACACAAAAAAUAAAUAAGGAAAUAAAUGCAUGAAAUAAGAAUUAUUUUCGGUCUCAUUUAUGCUUCUUAUUUUCUUGAAGUUAUGUAGGAAAGAUUGUAAUACAUAGAUUUUAGAAAUGAAUCCCGAAUUCAGUAGGAGAAAAGUUGUUUAGCAGUAUAAAAAAAAAUCACAAAUCAUGAGUCCAAAUGGACAGAACUAGAGUAAUGUAGCAGCCUAAAGUGUCCACUUUCA
Molecule: messenger RNA, 2319 nt
Organism: Athene cunicularia (burrowing owl)
Lineage: Eukaryota; Metazoa; Chordata; Aves; Strigiformes; Strigidae
Product: putative protein TPRXL
Exons: 3
Coding region: 141-995 (284 amino acids)
Source: RefSeq, a predicted model, not a curated record